Molecule: messenger RNA, 400 nt
Organism: Ambispora leptoticha
Lineage: Eukaryota; Fungi; Glomeromycota; Glomeromycetes; Archaeosporales; Ambisporaceae
Source: the annotation of a GenBank genome assembly
GAAGUAGAACAAAAACCUCAAAAAGCUAAAGCAAAAAAAGUCAAGUAUCCAGUUGAAGAUUUGGAAGUGCCACCUGAUAUAAAAUCUAUGUUUUUAAAAAAACCUUCAUUGAGACAAACUUUUAACGUUCCGCAAGAAUGUGUAGGAACCAUGCUAGCAAUUUGGAAUUUCUUAAUAAUCUUUGGGAGGUCACUUUUCUUGUCAUUUUGUACACUUGAUGAUUUUGAGCUUUCACUUUGCCAUAAUGUAGCAAGUCCCAGGUGUAACUUAGUGGUUGAAAUGCACGUUGCAUUAUUAAAUGCAAUUAUUAGAGAUAAAUGGAUUUCAAAGGGCAAAAACCGACAAAUCGUUCCCCUUAAAGUUGCUGUUAAAAGUAACAUGGAUAAUGAAGAAGAAGAUA